AUGCCUCAACCCUUAUUAGUGGUUAAUGGCAGUGACCACCCUGGACAGAGCCUGUCUUCAGGUUUCCUCCCUGACGUUACUUGCGGGAAGGUGUGGGUCCUUUCUCCCCACCUCAGCCCUUAUGUUUGGUUAAUGGUGGUGACCAUCCUGGUCUGUCUGCAGGUCUUCUUCCUUCUGUUACCUGCUCAAAGGUGCCUGUUCCCUCUUCGUGCCUUAGCUCUUAUGUGCGAUGACGACUUUUUUCAUGAACUCCCAGAAUCCUUUCCAUCUGAUCCACCUGAGGCUCUGCCACAUUUUCUUAUUGAGCCAGAAGAAGCUUAUAUUGUGAAGAAUAAGCCUGUGAACCUGUACUGCAAAGCCAGCCCUGCUACCCAGAUCUACUUCAAAUGCAACAGUGAAUGGGUUCAUCAGAAGGACCACAUAGUAGAUGAGAGAAUUGAUGAAACUUCUGGUCUCAUUGUCCGGGAAGUGGGCAUUGAAAUAUCACGCCAGCAAGUAGAGGAACUUUUUGGACCUGAUGACUACUGGUGCCAGUGUGUGGCCUGGAGCUCAGCAGGCACUACCAAGAGCCGGAAGGCCUAUGUGCGCAUUGCAUAUUUACGGAAGACAUUUGAGCAGGAGCCUCUGGGAAAGGAAGUGUCCUUGGAACAGGAAGUUUUGCUCCAGUGUCGACCACCUGAAGGGAUUCCUGUGGCUGAAGUGGAAUGGCUGAAAAAUGAAGACAUCAUUGAUCCUAUUGAAGACCGGAACUUUUACAUCACCAUUGACCACAAUCUCAUCAUUAAGCAAGCCCGCCUCUCUGAUACAGCAAACUACACAUGUGUUGCCAAGAACAUUGUUGCCAAAAGGAAAAGUACAACAGCAACUGUCCUAGUCUAUGUAAAUGGAGGCUGGUCCACCUGGACGGAGUGGUCUAUGUGUAAUAGUCGCUGUGGCCGAGGAUAUCAGAAGCGCACAAGAACCUGCACCAACCCAGCACCACUCAAUGGUGGUGCCUUCUGUGAAGGUCAGAGUGUGCACAAAAUAGCCUGUACCACAUUAUGUCCAGUGGAUGGCAGGUGGACUUCCUGGAGCAAGUGGUCUACCUGUGGGACUGAGUGUACGCACUGGCGCAGGAGGGAAUGCAUGGCACCAGCCCCCAAGAAUGGAGGCAAGGACUGUGAUGGCCUCGUCCUACAAUCCAAGAAUUGCACUGAUGGCCUUUGUAUGCAGACUGCUCCAAAUUCGGAUGAAAUAGCUGUGUAUGUGGGCGUUGUGAUUGCUGUGAUAGUUUGCCUGGCCAUUUCUCUUGCGGUAGCCCUAUUUGUGUAUCGGAAGAAGCACCGAGACUUUGAGUCUGAGAUUAUUGACUCUUCAGCACUCAACGGAGGCUUUCAGCCCAUAAACAUCAAAGCUGCAAGACAAGAUCUCCUGGCAGUCCCCCCAGACCUCACCUCUGCUGCAGCCAUGUACAGAGGACCUGUUUAUGCUUUGCAUGAUGUCUCCGACAAAAUCCCCAUGACCAACUCUCCGAUUCUGGAUCCACUGCCUAGCCUGAAAAUAAAAGUCUAUAAUACUUCAGGCGCUGUCACCCCUCAAGAUAACCUCUCCGAGUUUGCAUCCAAACUGUCCCCUCAGAUGACACAGUCCUUGUUGGAAAAUGAGACCCCAAAUCUGAAGAACCACAGUCUAGCAAAACAGACUGAUCCAUCCUGUACUGCAUUUGGCACCUUUAAUGCCCUCGGGGGCCACCUUAUCAUUCCCAACUCAGGAGUAAGCUUGCUGAUUCCAGCUGGGGCUAUUCCCCAAGGAAGAGUCUACGAAAUGUAUGUGACUGUACACAGGAAAGAAAAUAUGAGGCCAACCAUGGAAGAAACGCAGACACUUCUAACCCCAGUGGUGAGCUGUGGCCCGCCAGGUGCAUUGCUGACACGCCCUGUCAUCCUCACUUUACAUCACUGUGCUGACCUCAAUACUGAGAACUGGAAGAUACAGCUUAAGAACCAGACAGUCCAGGGACAAUGGGAGGAUGUGGUGGUGGUGGGAGAAGAAAACUUCACAACCCCUUGCUACAUUCAGCUGGAUUCAGAGGCCUGCCAUCUCCUCACAGAGGACCUCAGCACCUAUGCCUUAGUGGGCCAGCCCACCACCAAAAUGGCUGCCAAACGCCUGAAACUGGCCAUCUUUGGACCCCUCUGUUGUUCCUCUCUGGAGUACAGCAUACGUGUCUACUGUCUGGAUGACAACUUCGAUGUUCUGAAAGAAGUUUUGCAGCUGGAGAGACAGAUGGGAGGACAACUCCUAGAAGAACCAAAGGCUCUUCAUUUUAAAGGCAGCACCCACAAUCUGCGCCUCUCUCUUCACGACAUUGCCCACUCCCACUGGAAGAGCAAAUUACUUGCAAAAUAUCAGGAAAUUCCUUUUUCCCACAUCUGGAGCGGCCCUCAGCGAAAUCUCCACUGCACAUUCACUCUGGAAAGAUUCAGUCUGAACACUGCAGAGUUAGUUUGCAAACUAUGCGUUCGGCAGGUGGAAGGUGAAGGGCAGAUUUUCCAGCUGAACUGUACUGUGUCUGAGGAACCUACUGGCAUGAAUCUUCCCCUGCUGGACCCAGCAAGCACCAUAACCACCGUGACUGGGCCCAGUGCCUUCAGCAUUCCUCUCCCCAUCCGCCAGAAACUCUGUAGCAGCCUGGAUGCCCCACAGACAAGAGGGCACGACUGGAGGAUGUUAGCCCAUAAGCUAAGCCUGGACAGGUACUUGAAUUAUUUUGCAACAAAAUCAAGCCCAACUGGUGUGAUCCUAGAUCUCUGGGAAGCACAGAACUUCCCUGAUGGAAAUCUAAGCAUGCUGGCUGCUGUCCUGGAAGACAUGGGAAGACAUGAAACAGUAGUGUCUUUAGAAGCAGAAGGGCAGUACUGAACUCAGGCUGGAUCUAAAGGACAGGAUGGGGACUCAGAAGGUGUCUGUGGUGGUUCAGGAGCUACAGCUGAGAAGAAAAUUCAGACUAGACCAAUGAGCUUCCCAGGCAAGAUU
Molecule: messenger RNA, 3015 nt
Organism: Suncus etruscus (white-toothed pygmy shrew)
Lineage: Eukaryota; Metazoa; Chordata; Mammalia; Eulipotyphla; Soricidae
Gene: UNC5C
Product: unc-5 netrin receptor C
Exons: 16
Coding region: 1-2901 (966 amino acids)
Biological process (GO): netrin-activated signaling pathway
Cellular component (GO): membrane
Molecular function (GO): protein binding; netrin receptor activity
Source: RefSeq, a predicted model, not a curated record